UGUGUAGUGUGAGUAGCCGUGGUAUUCUUGAACACAUCCCAUUUUCAGUCGCGGGUAAAUUGCUAACGAUACAUCGUCAGGAGUUACUGAACUAUUUGUGUGUUUUAAUAAGUGACGCACAUUUUAUAUAGCGUAUGGUGUUCGAACGUUCAUUCCCCCGGUUUGUUUUGGUCGCUGUUUAAACUGUUCCAGCAGCAGUUGAGCUCCAGUCUGCACCGCGACCACAGACGGAGGAAGAGGAUGUCGCGCGGCAUUGAAGACGAGGGGGAUAGUAAUAUGGGCAUUGACACUGACUCGGAUGCAGCAGAGAAGAAGGAUGGUACCAAAUGUAGAAACAAAUGGACUCAGGAAGAGGAUGAAAAUCUCAAAAUCCUGACCAGCAACAUUGGGCAAAAAGAUUGGAAAACCAUUUCCAGUUUUUUACCGGGGCGGACAGAAUACCAGUGUAUGCUCCGCUGGAAAAAGCACCUAAAUCCUGAUUUAGUCAAGGGAUAUUGGUCCAAAGAAGAAGAUGAAAAGAUAAUUCAGCUGGUGAGCAAGUUCGGAACCAAACACUGGUCUAUGGUUGCCAGGCACCUGAAGGGACGGAUGGGCAAACAGUGUCGUGAGCGCUGGAGCAACCACCUGGACCCACUGAUCAGAAAGACCUCCUGGACCCAGGAAGAGGACCUCAUCAUCUACAAAGCCCACUGCCUUCUGGGAAACCGGUGGGCCGAGAUUGCCAGGCUGCUCCCUGGAAGGACAGACAAUGCUGUGAAAAAUCACUUCAACUGCACUAUUAAACGUAAAGCAGAGUUGGGCUUGCUCAAAGACGACACUGACAGCAUUUCCCUUGAUAUUCAGCAGUUUGUGGAAGGAGAGGUGGACUUCAAGUGUGAUGUUGUAUUGGACACUGAACCAGUAAUUCCCAAAGUGAUCAGGCCAGAGAAAGAAAAGAAGCAGGAGUGUCACAAAGUGAAGCAGAAGACUGCUGUUCUGCUUCCACAGCCUUCAGCAUCCAUAAGUCCCUCCUUGCCCCCCACUUUGAGUUCCAGCCCCAGCUCUAGCUCUGGCGCUGCAUCAGCAGCUGCAGCAAUCGACCAGAAAAAAUUUGUCAAUGCAGCACUGAGGAUGAUCGCUGAAGACAUGCUGCCCCUCAGUUUUGUGGAAGGCACCGGCUUUAGGUCAUUCAUAAGUACCAUCAGCCCUGAAUGCAGCAAGCUAUCCCAGCGUGUCAUGGGCCUCCAGCUCUACGAUGAUGUGGAGAGAACCAUCAAGCCUCAGCUCAUCCGCGACCUUAAAGCCUGCCUUGCCAAAACCAAAGAUGGUGAGGACGCCAUUCAUGUCACCUUUGAUCUCUGGGCAGGAGAUCAAUCCCAUCCAGUGGAGGAGCCCGUCGUUGUCGUGCAGCUCCACUUUGUCAGUGACACCUGGCAGAUCCGCCGCCCCAUUGUGGCCUUCCGCCACCUGAGCCACAAAAACCUCAGCACCGCUGUGGCCAGGGAGCUGGAAGGUGUGCUGCUGAGCUACGGCAUCUUUCCUCGCAGCAUUGGCUACGUCAUCACCAACCAGGCCAAAGCAGCCCUGGCUGGGAACAACUUGUUCUGCGACUACAAGAUCAUGUGCUCAUCCAACAGAGGAGAACCAGAUGGAGAUGAGAUGGUGGCAUUUCUGUCGGACCAGAUGUCUGAAACAGAGUCCCCUUUUUCAGAGCUGCAGAUUGGGACCAGGACAAUCUGUGUGGCCCAAACAUUGCAGCUUGUGAUUAAGGAAGCACUGAAGAACUCCCGUGUUGUGGAAAACUUGCUCUUGCAGGUCCACAAUGUGGUGGCUUUUUUUAGAAGCAGCGCCUACUGGAGUGAGGUCUUGUUGAAGGAGUGCAACGUGUCCCUGUGCCCUUCCUCCAGUAACUGUCGCUGGAACUCCAUGAUGCUAUCUUUACGCCGCAUGGUGCAGGAGUCCACCUGGAGCGCCAUUAUGACUCUCCUAGCCCAGGCCCGCAUAGAGGCCAAUGACACAGCCAGCGUCCCGCCUCUGAUCAUGGCCAAGAGGGAGCAAGUGAUUGACAUCAUGGGUCUGCUUGAGCCCUUUGAGGAGGCACUGCAGGUCCUGCAAGGGAAUGGAGUGACCAUCUCUUUUAUUACACCUUCCCUCAUCGGCCUUGAUAAGACCUUGGAGAGCCUUGUCACCAACUACACCCACUUCAACAAGGCCCUGCGCACAGGCCUCCACACUCACUUCCAGUCCCUGAUUCACCAGAAGGACAUGAUACUAGCUUCUGUGCUGGACCCAAGGAUCAAACUGCAGCCAUUUUCUGAUGCCAAACUGGAGCACCAGACAGAUUUCUUAACGCCCCCCUCGAAGUACGAGGCUCGAUCCAUUGUGGAAGCUGCAAUAGGAAGCAUGGAGGCCUCAGCAUCUUCCCCUGUAGAAGCGGAUAAAGACCAAACAGGCAAGGACUUGAAGGAGCCGGAUGGUGAAGAGGAGACCCCAGACGACAUGGUGAUUGAGCAAUCUGGGGCCAGCUCAGAUGACAACACCUGCGACGGAGUCAGCAGAAAGGACCUCAAGCGCAAGUCUAUCUUUAAUUUCCUCCAGCCGCCUGCAAAGACAGUGAAGAUGACGGAGCUUGAUGUGUACCUCUCGGAACCACUGUGGGAAAGCAACUCCAGUGUGCUGUAUUGGAAAUCUGCGACUCGCUUCCCCCUGCUCCAGGGCAUAGCUAAGAAGCUGCUGGCAAUACCGGCCACAUCAGGGGGCUUCGACCGGCUGUGUCCGAUGGCAGCGUGUAUUGUAAAAGCCAAGAGGAACCGGCUGCCACCUCACACCACAGAGAGACUGCUUCUAUACAAAAACUCUUUAAAGACUGUAAAGGCUGUUAAAAAGCCCAGUGGGGUUGCCAAACAUUGAUAGGUUAAGUGACUUUUGGGUCUGGUUGUGUCUUCCUCCACAGAUGAGAAUUAACACAAUCCCUCAAUUAAAUUUCUUUAGUAGUCAACAGCAGGAAAAUAUAUUAAAAGUAUAUUGAAAAAGGGGCUAAUCUACUCAGAAUAUCUCUAUUGAAAUAAUAAAAUCUAGCUCACCUUUGCCCUUCACACAAAGUAACUGAACUGCAUUCCAGAAAAUAUGUAAAAUAAAGACUAAUUCAACACUGUAAGAAUCUGAUGUUGCCUUUAGGACACAUAUUCUUUGAAGACCUUGUGCUGCUGCUGACUUCUCACAGGCAAAAGAGAAAAUAAAGCAUCUUUGGUCAGAGUCGUUGCAGCAUGUGUAGGGUUUCUAAUUUGCUAACUGGCUCCUCCUAAGAAGACACUGCGAGGCACACAUUCCUUUAUGCUGUUGAAAUAAUUUGAAAGUUGCUACAAUCAAAUCAGCAAUAAAGUACUACACAUCACACUUCUACAGCAGCCUGUGUUCCUCUUUAUGCAGAAAAUGGAUAUUUAUUGCUGUACUCUUUCGCAGGUAGAUGGCUAUUGUACCAUUUUUUGGUACACAAUUAAAUGAGAAAUCCCAUAUUUGUGGCCUUUUAUUUUCUUAUUUUACAAUUUGUUUAUAAUACUAUUUGUUAUUGGUCAGCAAUGCUCAAAACUUGCAACAAUGUUUUUCUCUCUUUUCUCAAGAGUCUUGAUGAUCGACUGUUUAUGCUCUUAACUGAAUUAUAAUGUAUGAUGGGGGUUGAUGGGAAAGGUAAUUCUGCAUCGAACUUUGACAUCAUUAUACAGGUCGGCUUUUAAAGAAAGUAAAGUUCACUUUGAAUGACAGCUCAAAUAUCCAAUCCGAAUGAACUUGUAUUAAUUAAUAAAGCUAUUUUCUCUACAGUUUCCCGUAUCUG
Molecule: messenger RNA, 3811 nt
Organism: Centropristis striata (black sea bass)
Lineage: Eukaryota; Metazoa; Chordata; Actinopteri; Perciformes; Serranidae
Gene: mybl2a
Product: v-myb avian myeloblastosis viral oncogene homolog-like 2a
Exons: 12
Coding region: 241-2889 (882 amino acids)
Biological process (GO): regulation of DNA-templated transcription
Cellular component (GO): nucleus
Molecular function (GO): DNA-binding transcription factor activity, RNA polymerase II-specific; RNA polymerase II cis-regulatory region sequence-specific DNA binding; protein dimerization activity
Source: RefSeq, a predicted model, not a curated record